Messenger RNA from Beta vulgaris subsp. vulgaris (sugar beet), 2631 nucleotides. Its product is annotated as E3 ubiquitin-protein ligase COP1. The coding region runs from base 261 to 2267 and encodes 668 amino acids. The record is from RefSeq and is a predicted model, not a curated record. Gene Ontology annotation, biological process: proteasome-mediated ubiquitin-dependent protein catabolic process. Lineage: Eukaryota; Viridiplantae; Streptophyta; Magnoliopsida; Caryophyllales; Amaranthaceae. Gene Ontology annotation, molecular function: protein binding; ubiquitin protein ligase activity. The transcript is spliced from 13 exons.
GUAGAUACCAAAGAUAGAACGUGGGCCAAUUUAGUUCUCAGAAAAAUGUUGUCAUCUUCUCUUUUCCACAAUUCUCCACAUUUCACACACCACCUCACCUUCCACUCCAACACUACAAAACCCACUUGCAACCUUUAACCGCUUAAUAACCACAUAAAUUUUCAAUUUCAAUUUCAAUUUCUCACAUCAAUCACACAAAAAAAAAAAAUUGCACAAAGAUCAUCACUUUUUGCUUCGAGGAGAGAGAAAAUCAAGCAAAAAUGAAGGAGAGAGAAAAUUCUUCCGGCGCUUUAGUUCCGGCGGUGAAGCCUUUAUCGGUAUUGGCGCCGGAAUCCGCCAUUGCCGGCGAUGAAAUCGAGGUUUCUCCGACGGAAACUGAUAAAGAUUUAAUGUGUCCGAUUUGUAUGCAGAUGAUUAAAGACGCGUUUCUUACAGCUUGUGGACAUAGUUUUUGUUACAUGUGUAUUAUUACGCAUCUUCGGAAUAAGAGUGAUUGUCCUUGUUGUGGUCGUCAUCUUACUAAUAAUCAACUUUACCCUAAUUUUCUUCUUGAUAAGCUAUUGAAGAAGGCUUCGGUUCGUCAAGUUUCGAGAAAUGCAUCUCCUGUUGAGCAAUUUCGUCGUGCAUUGUUGCAGGGUUGUGAAGUAUCAGUCAAGGAGGUGGACACCCUCAUGUCUCUUCUUGCAGAGAAAAAGAGAAAGAUGGAGCAAGAAGAAGCAGAGAGGAAUAUGCAGAUUUUGCUAGAUUUCCUGCAUUGCUUGAGGAAGCAGAAAGUUGAUGAACUUAGUGAGAUUCAAGGUGACCUUCAGUACAUUAAAGAGGACAUCACUGCUGUGGAGAGACAUAGGAUGGAAUUAUAUCGAGCAAGGGAUAGGUACUCAGUGAAACUGAGAAUGCUCAGUGACGAUCCUUCCCCAAAAUUAUGGCCUUCAACAGCUGAUAGGAGUGGUGGUGGUGUAUCUUCUGGUUCUCGUAGCUCACUUGGAGGGUUGGCUGCAGGAAGUUUCCAGAACAAGAAGAUGGAUGGAAAGGCUCAAGGCUCCCAAGGGCCUUUAAGAAAGGAUGCUUUAGGUGGUUUAGACUCACAAUACAUUAGCCAGUCAGGUUUGGCUGUGAUGAGAAAAAAAAGAAUCCAUGUGCAGUUCAAUGACUUGCAAGAAUGUUACUUGCAAAAGCGUCGCCAAUUGGGUGGCCAGCCAGUCAGACAAGAUGAAAGGGAUCCAACGUUUAUGCAGAGAGAAGGCUAUACUGCAGGUCUUGCUGAGUUUCAAUCUGUACUGUCCACAUUCACUCGUUACAGUCGCUUAAGAGUUAUAGCAGAACUCAAACACGGGGACCCUUUUCAUUCAGCCAAUAUCGUAUCAAGCAUAGAAUUUGACCGUGAUGAUGAGUUAUUUGCUACAGCUGGUGUUUCUCGAAGAAUUAAAGUUUUCGACUUCUCCUCGGUUGUGAAUGAACCUGCUGAUGCACACUGUCCGGUUGUUGAGAUAUCAACUUUGUCCAAACUCAGUUGUUUGAGCUGGAACAAGUUUACUAAGAAUCAAAUAGCUAGUAGUGAUUAUGAGGGAAUAGUUACUGUAUGGGAUGUGACAACGCGCCAGAGUGUGAUGGAGUAUGAAGAGCAUGAAAAACGGGCAUGGAGUGUCGAUUUCUCGUGCACAGAACCUUCAAUGCUUGUAUCUGGCAGUGAUGACUGUAAGGUAAAAGUGUGGUGUACAAAGCAGGAAGCUAGCGUGCUUAACAUUGACAUGAAGGCAAAUAUAUGUUGUGUCAAGUACAAUCCAGGAUCUAGCUAUCAUAUUGCGGUUGGUUCUGCUGACCAUCAUAUUCAUUAUUAUGAUUUGAGAAAUAUAAGCCAGCCAGUUCAUGUCUUUGGUGGGCAUAAGAAAGCUGUUUCAUAUGUCAAAUUCUUAUCAACUUAUGAGCUUGCUUCAGCAUCAACAGACAGCACAUUGAGGCUGUGGGAUGUGAAAGAAAGCUUACCAGUUCGUACAUUUAGGGGCCAUACUAACGAGAAGAACUUCGUAGGACUUUCUGUAAACAGUGAAUACAUUGCCUGCGGUAGUGAAACUAACGAAGUAUUUGUAUAUCACAAGGAAAUUUCUAGACCGGUAACAUGUCAUAAAUUUGGAUCACCGGAUGUUGAAGACGCGGAUGAAGAUGCUGGAGCCUAUUUUAUCAGUGCUGUAUGCUGGAAGAGUGAUAGUCCUACAUUGUUAACUGCCAAUAGUCAAGGAACAAUAAAGGUGCUAGUGCUUGCUGCUUAAAGUGAACCUCAGUUGAUUAUUGUAGGAAUGAAAAUUUGAUCAAUGCUUCAAUUAUUCAUAGAUUCUCCCCCUUUUUAUUGCUCAUUUCUGUAUAUAUCAUGUCCUUGGUGAUAUGUCAUAACAAGGUCUCCGUAUCUGUUAUGUUCUGUAAAGUUAUCAUCUCCUAGUAGAGUGAUGCAGACUUUGUGGCUCGGAUAAUGUAACGCUCCAGCCACUUGCCGGAUGGAUCUAAUUUCAAUUGUUAUGAUCACACAUAUAUCAACAGUUUGAAACAAACUUUACAAGAAACUACUUUUUGGCUAAUUCGGCCUGAAUAAUGUCAAUCUCUCUAUGCACAAGUGUAGAAAUGAAGUUCGUAUGUUUA